This is a messenger RNA of Agrilus planipennis (emerald ash borer), 1405 nucleotides long. RefSeq names its product aldose reductase. Gene Ontology annotation, cellular component: cytosol. The record is from RefSeq and is a predicted model, not a curated record. The transcript is spliced from 5 exons. Lineage: Eukaryota; Metazoa; Arthropoda; Insecta; Coleoptera; Buprestidae. Gene Ontology annotation, molecular function: aldose reductase (NADPH) activity. The coding region runs from base 267 to 1220 and encodes 317 amino acids.
AUGUCUGGUGAGAAUCAUUAGAAACUGAAGCAUAUGAAAAAUAGUAUCCAAAAAAUAGAGAAACAGAACUGACAAAGAAAGAAAAAAAUAAAUAUCAUAUUUUACAAUAGUAUUUACUUAAUUGCCUUAUCAAUAGGACUUAUGAAGUAAAAACUUCAUGUGACAGGUUAUCUUUUAUUUAUUUAGUCAUUUUGGAAUCAUUUUAAGUAGUGUUUUAAUUGAUUAUUUUCAUUUAUCGUCGCACCGUCAGACAGAUACUAUUAAAUAUGGUUAAACUUCCUGGGGUUGUGUUAAAUAACGGUCUUCAAAUUCCAAUCUUUGGAUUAGGUACCUGGAAGUCUCAACCAGGUCAAGUAACUCAAGCUGUAAAAGAUGCGAUUGACAUAGGCUACCGUCACAUAGAUUGUGCCUUUAUAUAUGGCAAUGAAAAUGAAGUUGGUGAAGCUAUUUCUGCAAAAAUUGAAGAAGGAAAGGUGAAAAGGGAAGACUUGUGGAUUACCAGCAAACUAUGGAACACAUUCCAUAGACCUGAUCUUGUCGAAGGUGCUUUAAGAAAAUCCCUAAAGAACUUGAGGGUAGAUUACUUAGAUUUGUAUUUAAUACAUUGGCCAAUGGCAUACAAGGAAGGAAACGAUCUUGUCCCCAAAGAUUCCGCCGGUAAUGUUAUCUUUAGCGACGUGGAUUAUGUCGACACUUGGAAAUCAUUAGAAAAGGUGCAUAUGAAAGGAUUAGCCAAGUCUAUUGGUGUUUCCAAUUUCAAUAAGAGACAGAUUGAUAGAAUUUUAGAAAACGCUACAGUUCUCCCUGUUACUAACCAGGUAGAAUGCCAUCCUUACCUCGCCCAAAAGAAAUUGGGUGAUUAUUGUAAGUCGAAAAACAUUGUCAUCACAGCAUACAGUCCUCUUGGAUCACCAGAUAGGCCAUGGGCUAAACCAGACGACCCCAAAUUAAUGGAUGACCCUAAAUUGAAGAGCAUUGCUGAAAAGUAUAAGAAAUCCUCUCCUCAAAUUCUUCUCAGGUAUCAAGUAGAAAGGGGGCACAUUGUCAUUCCAAAAUCAGUUAGUAAGCAAAGAAUUAUAGAAAAUAUUGACAUAUUCGAUUUUAAACUGACUCCAGAGGAUGUAGCUUACAUCAAUUCAUUUGAUUGCAAUGGAAGAAUUUGUCCGUAUGAUGAAGCAAAAACGCACAAGGACCAUCCGUUUGUAAACGAUGAGUAUUAAGUAAUUUGUAAAACUAUAAUUUAUUGGAUUUUAUUUAAAGGGCUUAAUUGAUUAUUUCAUUUAAAAAAUGGUCUGUAAUGUAAAUUGUUGUGUAAUUUAAAUUAAAUGUGAAAGCGAAUUGGUAUUUAAAUAUAGUACAAUAGAUUAUGAAAUUGCAAAAGCAUAAACGACCGUCGUUACUUAAA